This is a messenger RNA of Achroia grisella, 865 nucleotides long. Its product is annotated as protein dpy-30 homolog. The transcript has 2 exons. Lineage: Eukaryota; Metazoa; Arthropoda; Insecta; Lepidoptera; Pyralidae. The record is from RefSeq and is a predicted model, not a curated record. Bases 146 to 475 code for a protein of 109 amino acids. Gene Ontology annotation, cellular component: Set1C/COMPASS complex.
UACUGUCAACUGUCACUUUUGUUUAUAGCAACUGUAUCUAACCAAAUUGAUUCAUGAAAAUAAUUAAAUAAAACAACUUUAAAUAUUAAAACAAAAUAUCAACGAACUGCUUCUAGUAUUAAUAAUACAUUAUUAAUUUCAACCGAUGUCAGAAACUUCACUGCAAGGAAGUGCCAAAGAAGAGCAACCACCGUCCAAGAUACCCGAAUCGGUUAAGAAAAUAAUAUCAAUGGAAAAGGAGAAUGAAACGAACGCUAGUCGCAAAUCACGAAUUGAUCUCAACGCAUUACCUACUCGCCAAUACUUAGACCAAACAGUGGUUCCGAUACUCCAACAGGGUCUAUCAGCACUGGCCAAAGAACGACCGCCAGAUCCAAUUAGUUAUUUGGCAGCUUACUUGCUCAAAAAUAAAAGUACAUUUGAAAAUAGUAAUACUGGAACAAAUAAUAAUCCCCCUCAAAAUCCUCAAACAUAAUUAUAAUGAUAAUAUUAGUUUAGUUUUUAUUAUAACAACAUGUUCAACAAAACCAGUGUGGAUUCUAUUCUAGUACUUCAGCUCAAUAAAUAUUGACUUACACAAUGUAUAUUUAUUAUUAAAUUAAUGUAUCUAUAAUGAGUAAAUUACUCAAAUCAUCUUGUGUUCUGUAAUGUAGAUUUACUAUUAAUUAUAAUAAUGGUAAGAAUUUGAAUUUAUUUCGAUGUAUAGGUAAGUAUUAUAAAAACUUACUUUUGAGUAUUUUUUUUAUAUUUAUGUAUAAAUAUAUGUAUCACAAUAUUCAUUAGUAAUAUAGUUACUUGUUAUAAUAUACAUUUUAGUAUCAUUAUCAUCAAACAACCAAAUUACAUUUUUGAACUAUACUUUUAU